AUGGAGAAACCAGUAGAUAGAAUUACCGUUGAAGUGAACGGAGUCCAGCAUAUCAUUUUCAACACAAGUCCAAAAACAUCUUUAAAUGAAUGGUUGAGAUCACAGCCUGGGUUGAAGGGUAAGGUCUAAGGAACACAUUUCUAUUGUGGGGAUGCGGGCUGAUUCUCUGGUGGGCGGGCGAGUGCUGACUGAAUGAUCUUAUCCAGAAUUCUACUUCUUUGUAGUUCUUUGUUAUUUCUUGCAGAACCAAUUACAUUCAUAUUAUCUGUUAUAGUGACGAGUGUUAAUUUUUCAAAUCUGGCGGGGGGUUGUAAAAGAUAAAAAUUGUGUUACAAAUUAAAAUUGGGAAUUCUUAACGUAAAAAAUUCAUGACUUGAAUAAAAAUCCAUUAAGGAAACACGGAACAUGAAUUUUGAAGAUGCACUUAGGUCUGCUUUCCCUAUGUCCAAACAGUUUGUUUCUGAUGGCACUGUUAUUCAAUACCUGAUGAUGACAUGUGAAUAUAGAAGUGUCUCCAAUCGUCAAGCCAAACAUGAUUGGCUGAUUUGUGGUCAUGUUGCGUUAUAUAAAUGCAAUGUAUCCCGCCGGACAACAAGUGAAAAAUUGACCGGCUACGUACAUGAAUAAACAAGUUUAUACACUCCAAAUUUGUGGUAAAAUAAAGAAUAUGUAAAAGAGAGAAAAAUACACCACCAGCAACAUGAUAUGCUGCUAAAACCAUUUCAGUAGGUUCUUUUAAUUUUAAACUCGUUUACAGUUUUGUGUUUUUGUCAUGAGAUACAAUUAUUGUUGAAUGAAUGUUGUUGAUUUUUCUUUUGUCGCUAUAUAAAAAAACACUGUUCUCUCGGUAUGUAUUCCCUCGAAUCUCAAUGUUUACAAUAUUCUAAUCUACCACACGCACGUCUAUCAAGCCGUGUAAACUUAAUGUGUCCAGAAGCGUAGCCAUGUGGCGGGAUUGGAUGGGGGCGACUCCCCCACUCUCUUUUAGGACCACCUUUGAGAAAUGUCGCUAAUUUGCCAUCGCCGUCGCGUUUCCCAGGAGAGCAUGCCCCCCCCGCUCCCCCCCCCCCUACUAACGUUCGCGGCACCCACCCAACAGUAUCUUCAUUACGCCAUUGAUUGUUCCUCCUCCCUUCUGUAUCGCUGGCUACGGGACUGAAUGUGUUCUUUAGCAUGGUCGAUCCAGGCACGAUCUAGUGAUCCUAAUGUUAUAUUUUCACUGUCUUUCAUAACGGCCAGUUAUGCACACGUUCAUUUGACAUAUUUCUGAUACUAGGAAAAGGGCAUAUUUAUUAAUUUCAUGAUUGAAUGUGUUUAAUAUCACCCUGCAGGUACAAAAGUGACAUGUCAAGAAGGAGGAUGUGGCGCGUGUAUUGUCGCACUGACAAAACAAGAUCUGAGCACAAAGAAGGACAAAAUUAUUGCCGUCAAUAGUGUAAGAUUUAUUUUUCAUUUUACUAAGUAACUUUAUUAUAUAUUUUACUUCUAUAACCAGGUUGGAAAAUUUGAAAAUUGGAAAGACUUUUAUUUUCAGGGCAUCGAAGUUCUGAUCCCCAAAAUUGGAAAGACUUUUAUUUUCAGGGUAUCGAAGUUCUGAUCCCCAAAAUGUCAGUGGUGGUUCUUAGGCGUGGCUCCCAUUCACUCCCCGCUCAUGAAAUGGAACCAUUUUUGAUAUUUGUAGCAGAGGCCGUUGAUUAAAUCAUAAAAACUAAAGAUUGAGGUUUUUAAUUUGGGUGCUCAUAUGUUUUCCCCGAACUGAAAUGACUCUAGAAACUGCCUUGUCUUCCUGGGUCCACAAGGUCCUGAAGGGAACAUGAGAUAUUUUGUGUUAAUUAUCAACAAUCAGUAACUGUCAGGACAUGUAACUGUCAUGUAACCAAACCUGUUGUUGCACUUUUCUGUCUCACGCGGCAUGAACAGUUGUGCAUGGUGGGACUGUAUCAAAGAAAAAAAAAGAGGGAGGAGUCGCAAGUGAAUGGUGCUCGACAUGGUACUGAUAUUUUGGUGCUGAAAUCUCUGACAGAGAUCGUUCGAGAUUAGUUCUCUGCUGUGCUUUUGGCUACUAUAGCUAGACAGCUGCGUAUUGAGGAAGAUUCAACUACGUAUACCUGAAAAUAUAUACCUCAAAUUCAAAUUGUCCAAUCAAAAAACAGCAUUUGUAUCACGUAACGAUGUGAUUUUUUACAGUAUUUCACUCAAAUUCAUGAUAUCUCGUUCGCGAGCUGUUGUUUGUAAUUUCGUACAGAAGAUUUAUUGAUUUAUGUUAUUGAAUUAUGUUACUUUAAAUAAUCCAAAUGGUACACACUGAAAUAUUUUAAAAGAAAACGUUAAAAACUCAGGUAUACAUAAGAAACUAAAAAUUGUAUUCGCUUAGUUAAUAUUCAGCAAGUUUUAAAGUUCAUUCUGAAUCUAGUGGGAUUCGUCGAAAUAUUACCCCGUAGCUAGACCGAUAAUUGGGCGGGGGGUGGGGGGUGUUUGCAUAUUCAUAUAUUCGUGUUCUGCCCGACGGAUUUCUUUUGAAAGCGAUUGUUUUCACGGUAUAUGAACAUGAAUAUAUGAAUAUGCACUCCCCCAAUUAUCGCGUCUAGCUACCGUCCUGUCCCUCAGUGAUGAUAUGGGUAAUAUUUCGCCGAACCCCCCUCACCCUGGGUGUAUAAAUAACAAAAUAAUAUAAGCUAAUGCGUGGCUGUUUUCGUUGGGUUCUCCAUUUUUCCAGUUCUCCAAACGCUUUUUUUACGUGAUCUUAAAAUAUUUUCUUUUACAGUGUCUCUUUCCUUUAUUUGCUGCUGAUGGGUUUAAGAUUACAACGACCGAAGGAUUGGGCAGGUAAGGCCUUAUAAGAGAUUAGGUCGGCUAUGUUUGAGCGAAAAUGAAAGUGCGCGAGUGAAAAGCGCGGAUUUUGGUGCAAAUACAGCAGUACAUGGGGGAGGUGGAAAAUAAUUGACGUUUCUGCAACGAUUGCGCAAUAUGUCAAAUGAUUAAUAUUUGUUGACUGGUUAGUGCAGAUAGGGGCUCACAUCCCCAAUUUUUUUUUUUUUGGGGGGGGGUGUAAAAUAUUUUGGGACCGACUUUUUACAUGUUUACAUUUGCAAGCGACGCGUUACCCUGGUUGCCAGAGGUUCUGUAUCUUUCGCCUUAUUCUCGCUCGUAUUUAUUUUACGCGAGGCGAAGAGAACCUCUGGUGGCACGCGAUACAAAUCUCUCUUCCACGCUGACGUUGCCGUUUGAGAACUUGCAAAACCAGUUUUAUAUUUUGUGACGUUUUUAAAUUCCGGGUUUGUCAUUCUACCAAAAUAGCUCUCUUCAGACUGUUUGGCAGUCUUGUGUAAAAUAUUAAAAAUGACAAAAGCAGCCCAAACAUGUAGAUUAUUCAUUAGAAACAUGCAGUCGUAGAUUAUUCUCGCAACGCUCAAAGCAAAAAGCAACCUUACUGACUGUUAAAUUUGUGGAAUGCCGUUUGUAUUAACGAACGUAUAUAAAGUCAAAAGUGAAAGAAUAUAAGUAUAUAAAUAUUUAUAUAUGUGUGUGCAACGGAGCCAGUAUGUUCGUUUUCUUAACAGACAACGGGAAAAUAUUGGCAAAAUAAAUCAUAUUAAUAACUAUUAAAGUCAAAGAAUUACCAAAAUUUAAAGCCUUGAACGAUAUAAAGCAAGUGACCAACACUUUAUAUUUUACAAAUAUUAAUACUGUAAUAGAGUGAACAUGUCAUGCCGUCAACCCAAGUCAUGCCGCGAUGGCAGCUCUUCUCCAGCGCAGAAAAUCUUUUUAUAGCGGAACAAAAGUAGUUAAUCUCAAAUAACCCACACCAAGCAAAGCAUUUUAAUACGUUCGUAUUAUUUCUGUAUUUUGUUUACAUUAUGUUCUCUGAGAUUUAUAAACAGGUUUUUUUGUCUAGCCAAUCACAUCACUUCAUGUGACUGCUAAUUAUAACUAACCAAUCAUGUGCUUGGUACCAAUUUUGUACCAAAGGAAGAGAGAUUUGUAUCGCGUGCCACCAGAGGUUCUCUUCGCCUCGCGUAAAAUAAAUACGAGGGAGAAUAAGCCGAAAGAUACAGAACCUUUGGCAACCAGGGUCGCGACGCGUAUAUAUAAAGAGGGAAAUAAUACUGACCAUCGAAUCUCCGAAAUGGCAUUUCUAUGCCAUUGGAUUGUUUUUGCCAUAGUAGCCUUUCCCACAAAAAUUUUGUAAAGAAAUAAAUCAUGCAUAAAUUCAAUGUGCCGAGUCAUUUGCGAUCAAUAUUUCUGUCCACGAUUACGUUUAUAUAUCUCUAUGAAUCUUGAAAGAUGGUUGUAUAAAAGGUGCAAAAAUAUUUGCAAAAUUUAAGUCUCUAGAUUGUUUGCCUCUUUCGUUCGGUCCUUUUCAAACUAAAUUGGUACACCAGUUCGGUAUGCAGCGCGGAAACGAUGCUGAUUCAAAUAAAAUCUUUAUUAAUUUAUUUGGACACGGAAAGAAAACAAUAAGUUUACAGUUUACGUAAUGUUUAUACCGGACGGACGGUACCGACAAAAUUGUCCGUUUGGGACCGAGUUUUUGGACAUUUCUCAAUAUUACGGGGUGUAACAGCCCUCCCCCCCCCCACACACCCCUAAAGGCCUAAUUCCACGACGAGCGAAAUGCGAAAAAUUUCGCGCGAAAACCCCAUUUGUGCGAAAAUUUUCUCUCGUAGUGAUUUCCACAGAAGAGAAAAUAUUCGCCCAAAACACAAGCAUUUGAUUGGUUUCGCUAUUUCCGUUUCGCAACGGAGUAGAAACGAAUUCAACUACCCGGCGAAAAGAAAUAUUUCGCGGAGAAACAUUCCAAAAUCAUGUUGCGCAUGCGUUCAACCUUUUUAAGCGAAAUUUUUCGCAUUUCGCUCGUCGUGGAAUUAGGCCUUAAUAUGCGCCCCUGAGUGCAGAAAAAGUAUUUUUGAGCGGUUAAUUCGGUGGAUUAUAGUAAUAAAGGACUUCCAAAUUUACUCACGUCCGGCGAUACAUGGCAAAAUCAGUUAAUUCUAAAACGUCGUAAAUUGGCGUUUCUUCUAUAUACAGUCACAGAAAACUACAAACUCAUGUUGCGAUCUUUAGGCAGUCUAUAUGUUGAGAAUAUAUUAAUGCUUUACGUUCUAUCAACUAGACCAAACUUCACAGUAAUAAAACUUUUAAACUUGUGUCUAAAAUUGAGUGCGAUAAAUUUUGUCAAGAAAUUAUGAAGUUAGCCUCGAUUUGCUUGUGUGCCGGUAAUGCGUUCAAAUAUGCGAGAAAAAUUGCACUUAAUAUAUUCCUAGCAUUACUUUGUAAAUCCCAUUUUCGAAAGCAUUUUGAUUAAUCGUGCUUUUUCGUUCGUUCUGCAGUAGUCGUUCUGGAUAUCAUCCUAUCCAAGAACGCAUUGCAGAACACAAUGGCAGUCAAUGUGGAUAUUGUACGCCGGGAAUGGUUAUGAACAUGUACAGGUAAGAAGUAUAGUGUUGCAAUCAAGUUUACAAUUCACGAACCCUACAUGUACCUCCUGCGCAGGCGUUUCUGCGGGCGGAACAAAUUAGGGAGUGAACACGCGAUCGGAAAAAAAUUGGCGGGUGACUUGCGAAAUGCCCGCGAAGAACAUUAUUCGCGGCAGACCGGAAUCGUUCGAAAUAUGAAAUUUCAAUUUCCAACCUGCCAACGAGCGUACUCUGCCUUACGAAAUUUGGGAAUUCAUUGAUUUACGGCCUGUGGAGGAGGUAGUCACGAACCGAAUUCCCAUGCAAAAGCUAAAUCAAGUUCAGCAUUGUUAUAGCUUAAUCAAGUUCAGCAUUGUUAUAGCUAAAUCAAAGUUCAGCAUAUUGUUACAGCUAAAUCAAGUUCAGCAUUUCCGAAAUAUACUGACACGUAUGUAUUAAAAUCUGAAAUAUACUGACACGUAUAUAUUAAAAAGGAAAGACAUUGCUUUGGAUUUAAAGCUGAUACUACAAUCAAAAUAGAAAAUAGGUCAGAAAAAAUUAGUAAGAAGCCAAAAAUUAGCGUAUGCACUCUCUUCAGCAACCUAAUUGAUAACAUACUAAAAGUCCUCAUGUAUCCUCUUUCUGCAUUAUGACAAUUUUUUGUUCGAUUUCCCUAGUGAACUCCUAUAUUGUUAAAAAAGUGAAAUUUCAGAUUCAUUUAUAGGAAAAAUAAGUUACAUCAUUAGAAAAGUUAAAAAAAAACUACAUAUAAGACAUUUAAUCGGCUACCUUGAUUUUGCAAGUUCUUCUUGAGUUAUGAGCUGUUGGAAACGUGUUGUCAGACUAGUACCCAGGAUUUUUGCCAGAUUUUGGCCUAUUUUUCACAUUUGGAAUAGCAAUAACUCGAAAACCGCUUGAAAAAUUUAGGUGACUGUUUAAAUGUCUUAUAUGUAGUUUUUAUGAGCUUUCUAGUGAUGCGAGUCAUUUUUGUUAUGAGUGAAAUUAUAGAAAUUUCACGUUUUUUAACAAUAUAUGGGAGUAAUAGGGAAAUCGAAAAAAACCUUGUCAUAAUGGAAAAAGCUCCAAGAGGAUACAUGGGGACUUUUAGUAUAUUGUUCAGGAUAGUUAAAUUAUUGCAUCUAACAAUUUUUAGCUUUUUACUAUUUUUUUCCCAACUUUGGCUUUAAAAUGAGCUAAAAUUACUGAACUACGAGGUUUAGCUAAGCAAGCCACAGCUACAGUACUUGACAAAUGCAGACUUGCAUGUUACACACUUGACAGUUGAGGAAAAGAAACGGGUAGUGACGUUUGUAACGGUCUGUGCCAGUGUAGCUAUAGUGCUAGUAGUAAGAAUUAAAGCUUCGGAUUGAUAGGGAUGCAAGUACAAGAAAAAUACAAGGAGAACUUCGAGAAAGGCCUUCGAGGAAGUUAGGCUCCGUUUACACGAGACUGGAAGAAAUCAAACCGGGACCAUAUCGUUUCGGUCAUAGUAUUAUUUAUAAUAGAUGUUUACAUGAGACCGGGACAAAGAUAACUCAGACCGGUCUCAAGUCGUUCCGCUUGCUGGACCGAACCGAACCUUUCCGUUUAUAGUACAAAAUUAAAUGACUGAAAAUUGCAAAUUUCGCAAGGCUAUGUUAUCCGCAUUUUACAAUAUUUCGCAACGAAACAUUGAAAUAUUACCAAUUUUGUGAUGCUCUUUCAAGCUAUGAUGAAAUUUUUGUCUAGAUCAAAAUUUAGUCUACUGUAUAAUGCAAAUGGCCAUUAAUGUAAACACAUUGUCAAAUACAUUUCAGAUCGGUCUCAGCUGUAACCUUGACAUCGGAACAACAGAUGAUAACAAAAGCCAUCUAAAAAAGAAAAUUGCCUAGCAAGGGGAAUAAAUGGAAACUUUUGUGAUUUUCAUACUGGUCUCAUGUAAACAUGUUGACAAUUUCAAUUUUCAUUCCGGUUCGACUUCGUCCCGGUCUCGUGUAAACGGGUCCUUAAUAGUCGACCAAGGGCCUUCGCUCGAAACGUCGAGGUUCUCCUUGUAUUUUUCAGUUAGUUGCGACCUAUCAAUCCAAAAGUUUCUUAUAUAAUAAUAAAAUAAAUAACAAAAAUUAGUAAUGUUAUCUGAUGACCUGACGUUUGGGUGAAGCGAAAUUUCAAUGAAUCAAGAGUUGCUCUCAUUGUUCUUCUAAAGGCCUGUUUAAACGGAUCCAACAUUGUUGGACCAACAUCAUCCAACAAUGUUACUAUACUAGAUAUGACUGCUUCUCUUUCAAAUCUUUUUGGUUAGAUAAGCUUUACUCAAACCCUAAACCUAGUCUUGACAAAAUAUUUGAAAAAGAAGCCGUUUGAGCCAUUAUUUCAACAAUGUUGGAUGAUGUUGGCCCAACAAUGUUGGAUCCGUUUAAACAGGGCUUAAUUGUGAUGACUGCAUGCAGUUUCUUUCCUUUUUGUUUUAGUUUGCUUUCUGAAAACGCCCAACCUACUAAGCAAGAAAUUGAAGAUGGUUUUGACGGCAACCUAUGCCGUUGUACUGGUACGGUAUGACGUUGUUUAAAAUAUUAGAGACCUUAAUAUUGGCGUAUUGUUCGCAAACGUGUAAGCGCUAACUGCUAGAAACCGCGUCAUGACCAGGAGCUCGCCAUCGCGUUUGCCGUAAAUCGCUCACGUUUUAAAUCUCAAGAGUGCAUUCUACAGGUAAGUGAUUUACUUCAGCAUUUUAUUCAAAAACUGUUAUUACUUCAUAGCACGUAUAUCACAGAUACAUAUACAUCUUAUCUUUGAUUUGGAUGGAUUAAAGUUGUUUAUAACGGGAAAUGUCAUGAAAUUGGACCAUUUAUAAACAACAUGGCGCCCAAUUUAGUUACUAUAAUAUACUUAAUGUUAAACAGACAUGAAAAUUUCGAUUGUUUCAACAUUUUGUGCCUGAUUUUGGUAUGAUAAGUUUCUUAAGUUGAGGUUUGUUUAUUUUAAGUCAUGUUUUGAAUAAUUUUAAUGGAACCAUUCCGAUGGAUCCUGCUACAGUUUUGGCGGUUUGCGGUUAGGCGUAAAUAAAACAAACGUCAAUCUUAUAAGGUCUCUAAUUGUUGAAGGGAUGUGUACAUGGAAAUGCCAUGCAGUGGAAUUUUUAUACAUUUCUUAGACCUAACCAGGUGCAGUUGCGAAAAAUGCAACUAUAUAGGCCCUCUGGCAGGAAUCGAACAUGCGGCCCUGCGAUUCCGGUGAGCGCCGUUACCACCUGAGCCACAUAUGCUGACAGUUGUCAAGCUCUAUAACCACAAGUUAUUGCUUGUUUUUAGAUACAGGCUUACGGAUAAUAGAGAACUUUAGAUUACGACUGCGACUGCCAGCUUCGUUUAUUUGGAUACGCAAUAUUCCUACGUCAUCGUGUUAAAUCUCGCAACCGUGGCCAAAUUGACAACGCGAUUUUUGAAAGGUCUAGCAGUAUAACAAGCACGUACUACCAGAUUAUGGCGUGCGUACGUAAUGGCGUAAGAUGAUGGCGAGCAUGUGGAAACAAACGAAUCUCGCAGUCGUUCUCGCAGUAAAAUGUGAACCUCCCAAAUAUUGCACUUGGCGAUACUGUUCUAUUUGAGCUAUUAUACAAUUAAUUUCACAGGUCCAACAGCCCGCGUGAGCCCAUGAGCAGGCGUGCACGUGUUGUUAAGUGUUCCAAUACAUCGAAUAUUCACCCAAUAUGACUUGAAAUAUUCAUAUCCCUAUCAAAUAAUUGUAUGUUUAGGUUUCCGUCCCAUUCUUGAUGCGAUGAAAUCAUUUGCAAAAGAUGAGAAUCCUAUUGAUAUCGAGGUAUAUGGUAACAUAAUUUUGUGACCAUAUAACACCUCAUUUAAUUCUGGUCAUACGUAAUUGGCGGAUUAUGAUCCCGUGAUAUGAAAUUAAAAUUACCAUUUUGCCGUGCAUGCAAUAGUUCAAGUACCAUUGCACGUUAGGGUUUAAUUUACUUAAUUAAUUCAUUCAAAAUCAUUUAACUAUAAUUUUCAUACUGAGACCGAUGGAAUUAAAUUCAAAUAAAUUUUUAACUCGUGCCAAGAAAAAUAGCCGGUAUCGCCUCGUGAAAUGGAAAAUUCCGUCUUUCGUCUCAUGAAAAUAUUUUUACCAUUGCACUCAUAAACAUUCAUUGGUUGUAUUCUAUGCUCUGACUCUUUUACUGCAUGGAUGACAUGUACAGCAGUAACGAAAGUCUUUCACUCAUGUUCACUCUGGAACAUGAGCCCCGUGUACGGUUAAGUGGUUCAUGAUCAACGCAUACAUGUGUGCUAAUCGCCUUCCAAUGAGGCUGUAUGCUAAAUUGCAAAGGACGUACCCGAACGUUAGCGACUUGAAGAGUUACUAUAUAUAUAUAUAUAUAUAUGCGACCUCUGGCUGCCACCGGCUGCUACGCAAUAUUCCAAAUCUAUGAGGACUGAACUAGAUUUUAAGGUCCGCGCAAUUUGAUCAAGUCGAGAGGCGAAACCGAGGACGAUGUGCGAGUACACUCUAAGCAACAUGUUGCCUCAUUAUGUUUCCAGGACCUUCAAAGAUGUCAAGGCAAAUGUUGUGGUGAGACCAGAACUUGUCAUGGUUGUUGUUUCAAUCAAGAACAAAUUUCAGCUCCAAUGUGGUUUAAACCCGCGUCUUUAAAAUAUCUAUAUACGAUCCUGAAUGCACAUUCAUCCGACUCAGUUAAAAUGGUUGUUGGUAACACUGGGAAAGGUAAUUCAUAUUAUACAAUAAUUUAUUUGAACCGAAUUUACAUCGUCGUCAUGUGGCGCCCUGCAUGCAUCUAAGGUCUCUAAUUUAAAAAAAAAUCGGGAAAACGAGCACUGACUAGUGAUCUCACCGAGCACUGAUCGAUCCAUGUACAGAUCCGCUGUACACUGUAAGAAACUAAUAGGUUAAUAAAACAACAACAAAAAAUAGGGUUUUCGAGAUGAUUCAAGACAGCCUGUCUAAAAUAGGUUGUUUGUAUACUAGGUAAAAACAACCCAUUUCAAUCAUAUAUAGGUUAUUUUAACUAAUUUAUAUAUGUUCCGGCCUAUUGAAUUGGUUAAAACAACCUAUUUUUAUUGGCCAUAGCCUGCGUAGCAGGCGUUUAGCUGACGGGCGGGUACAGAGGGAACGGCUGCCCAAAUUGGCUAUGACAGUUUGUUUUCGCCCAUUAAGGAUGAUUGACGUUUUGUAAUUAGCACCUUCACCCAUUAUCCAAUCAUAGUCGAGAUUUAUAUUUAGUAUCAUGCAUGCUUUUUGCUCGGCAACUACGGAGAUUUGCAGAGAUUUUAUGCACUAUUUAAAACACAAGCAGCAGUGUUUUAUCAGAUAUAAAGAUGGUCUGAUAAUACACGCACUGCGAAUGUUUUAAAUUGCUUCAAAAACGAUCGAUCUAGUAUUACGUUCAUUGGCGAUGUAGCUUUCAAAAAAUUCGGUGUGUAUAUGUAGCUAGAGAAAAUCAUUAAAAUUUAUGUAAAUCAAGGGAAAUCUCUAUCACAUAUCACGGAUACGACACGUUUAUGAUUUUUCUUUGUGUUUUCCUCAUGAAUUAUUAAUGAUUUUUGAAGCUAUUUUAGACAACAGUCAGUCACAACGUGCACAGAGCUUUUAUCUUUUAAAAGACUCCUGAACCACGGUUGUUUAACGUAUUCUGCCGUAUAGCAAAUAUAACAGUUGAGCAUGUUUUGAAAUGUUAUUCGUAAAAUCAUCAUUCAACCUCAUAGCUGCAAUGCCAAGUGAUAUAGCCUCAACUAUCUGGUCUUGAAUUAUACUUUAAGGUGGAAAAAAUAACAAGACAACUAUAUUAAAGAAAUAUUCAGGAUAUAUUUAAAAUGUAUAAUUGAAAUAUCAAACUUUUCCGUAUUCCUUAGGAAGAAUCGCGAUAACCGGCGUCUUCACCACGUAGCAAAUUAAUAAUAUACUUUCUCUGUUCUGGUUCAACUGAAUUUUCGAAGCCUAAAUACUUGAAAUAUAAGAAAGUUUCCUCGAAAGCAUUAGAGUAAACAGGCGGCAUAUUUUUGAUACGCGACUAUAUAAAACGCGUCAACGCGAGCAAAAUUAUUGUUGACAUUUGAGUUACGUAAUUACUUCCGUUAACGAGAUUAACCAAUGGGAAGCUUUUCCGAAGAUUCUUCGGAGAAGAACAAAUUAAUCAUAGGCAUUUGGGCAGGCGUUUAUUUAACGACGCCCUUUCUUCUCCCGCCCGCACUAAACGCCUGCUACGCAGGCUAUAUUGGCCAUAGCCAAUCUUUCACAAUUGGUCAAAUAAUAAUAUUAGGUUAUUUCAAUUGUUUAUACUGGUUCUAACCUAAUAAAAAACAACCUAUACUACACUAAUAUUGCAUGCAACCUUUAAAAAUAAGCUAUUUUAACCUACCAGUUUUAACAGUGUACUAAUUAUACAUUAUAUCAAAUCUGCUGGAUAAAACAAUCUGAUAUUUAGGUGUUUACAAGAAUGAUGGUGACUUCGACGUUUACAUUAAUAUAUCCGAUGUCUCUGAAUUGAAUGUCAUACAGGUAACUAUGUGAAAAGGUCCCUCUUUGGAAAUCACUCUUGUGCGUUAUGGACGUUGGAAGUAUUUACAACUUCCCUUCGUCCAAAUAAUUUAAACCCUGGUUUCCAUAUGACGCGGACAAGUCGCCGCAGAAUAGCGCAACCAAAACUACAAUAUGUUUUAAUGUCUCACUUGCAUCAGCUUGCAUCGUCGCCCCACAUUCUUGUAAAUUUCGCUCACUGAAUAAAGUCACCAUCUAACACGUUACAUGUAAACUAGAAAUACAUGCAUGCAGCAACCCCUCGCAUGUAUUUUCCAAACAUUGAUUUAACAUGAAGUAUUAGUAAUUGAUUAACACUGAACCUGUGACUGAACGCAGGCUAGCGUUUACGUCAGUGUUGCCAUGGCAACACGAUAAAUUUAAUUUUUAUUAUAUUUUUUGUACAACACGACAAAAAUAGUUGAAAGAUUAUAGCUUUUAACUAUAUAACAAUGAAUUUCCGAAAUAUGUACUGUAGGUAUGUUGUUCUGCAUUUUGUGAGCUUUGAUAUAAUGUAAAAUUUAACGUGAAUCGCUUCGUAAAAUGUUUUGAAAUGUUCAUUUUAAUAUUAAACUAUAAGGAAAGCAGUGCAUGUUUUACGCAAUAAAUUAAAGCAACAAAAUUCAUAAACAUUAAACAUUCAAAGCAAACUUGCCCUAUACCACGAUUUUCCACAGUAAAUCAAUUCUAGCUUCUCAUUUCUUCAAACAACAAUUGCUUCAAAGCUCAUUGUGUGAGACGUGAUUUUCCAAAUAUAUGCUUUUGAAAAUUGAAAUCUUGCUUAUCCCACUCCUGGGAAACAGCCAUAUUUUUGAGAUCAGUCAGGAUGACCACCCACGGUUGGUGGCCGACGCCCGCGCUUAUUGAUGAACUUUAGACUUGGCUAAUACUUCCCUUUCCCCGGGUGUAAAUAGCCGGGGGGAAUUAGUACCCUCGCUCGGCGCUUCGCGCCGUCGGCUCGGGGAUAAAGGAAAUUCAAAGAAUUUUCUCAAAUGUGUCAUGAAUAUUUGUUGUAGGUGACUGACUCCGCCCUGCAGCUUGGUGCCGCACUUUCCCUAAAUACUAAUCCAAGAAUUGAUGAACUGUUCUCAGAAAUCCAAGUCAUUUGA
Messenger RNA from Paramuricea clavata, 13018 nucleotides. The record is from the annotation of a GenBank genome assembly. NCBI's taxonomy places the organism in Eukaryota, Metazoa, Cnidaria, Anthozoa, Malacalcyonacea, Plexauridae.